Molecule: messenger RNA, 385 nt
Organism: Drosophila bipectinata
Lineage: Eukaryota; Metazoa; Arthropoda; Insecta; Diptera; Drosophilidae
Product: vitelline membrane protein Vm26Ab
Source: RefSeq, a predicted model, not a curated record
UUCGUUCAAUCCAACAAGCAAACCAAAUCCAAUCCUUCAAGAUGUUCAAGCUCAUCGUCGCCGUUGUCUUCGCUCUGUUCGCCUGCGCCGCCGCCAAGCCCGGAAUCGUGGCUCCUCUGGCCUACUCCGCGCCCUACGUGGCCUCCCCCUACGUGGCAUCCCCCUACGUGGCGUCUCCCUAUGUGGCCGCUCCCUACACUGCUGCCUACACCGCCGCCUACACCGCCCCCUACGCCGCCGCCUACACAGCACCCUACGCCGCUGCCGCCUACACCGCCCCCCUUCUGCUGAAGAAGUAGAGCGUAUCCUGGACCCUGCUUCCGGAAAGGAUGGAUUAGAUUGACACUCGCAAUGAAAUUGAAAUAAACUGACCGAAAAACGAAAA